AUUACUCCCAACAGCAGCAUUUCACCGCUUCAUUUUCUUCUUUCUGCUUGCGCUGGGUCUAUACGUGAGGGGCCUUGGGUUCGGAUCAUUUGGGUGGUUCUGUCGUCGGCUGAUGCGAGAGCUGGGCACUUCGCCUCGCUCAACGUCGCGCCGCAGGCUCGAGAAUAUUGCCAAAGGUGGAGGACAAUGAUCCGAUAGGAGACGGCUCCAUGGGUGUCAUCAGGAAAAAGAAUGCGGCGCGCGGCACAGAUGGUGGUACCAAGUACCAUUGCGACGUCUGUUCCGUCGACGUCACCAACACGGUGCGCAUUUCAUGCGCACAUAGCGUUUGCCAUGAAUAUGAUCUUUGCGUUCCCUGCUUCGCUGCCGGCCAGCACUCGAAGAACCACGACCCACGGACGCAUCCGUAUUCGGUGAUCGAGCAGAAUUCAGUCCCCAUAUAUGACCCUGACUGGGGCGCCGACGAAGAGCUAUUACUUCUAGAAGGUGCAGAAAUCUACGGUCUAGGAUCAUGGGCCGACAUUGCAGAUCAUAUUGGAGGUUACCGUACAAAGGAGGAAGUCCGCGACCAUUACAUUCAAACGUACAUAAACAGCCCCAACUUCCCACUUCCAGAGCUUGCCGAUCCCAGAGAUAAGACUUUACAGGAACAGAUACCUAAAGAGGAAUUCCAAGCUCGCAAAAAGCGACGUAUCGAGGAAAGAAAAGAGGCCGCCAAGACAGCGCCACCCGCAACUCCCAAACAGAAACCCACUGCUUCGGUACCUGCUUGCCAUGAAGUCCAAGGAUAUAUGCCUGGAAGACUGGAGUUUGAGACCGAAUUUGCCAACGAUGCCGAAGAAGCCGUCCAGCAUAUGCAAUUCGAGCCUGGAAACGGCCUGAAUGCUAAUGGCGAAUUGGACGCGGAAAUGGAACUCAAGAUGACUGUGAAGGAUAUCUAUAAUUCUCGUCUGACUGCCAGAACUGAACGCAAGAAAAUUCUCUUUGAACACAACCUCUUGGAUUAUCGGAAAAAUACCGCGCUGGAUAAGAAACGGACUAAAGAGGAACGAGAUCUCUUGAAUAAAGCAAAGCCAUUCGCGAGAAUGAUAAAUCAUGAGGACUUCGAGGAAUUUACCAAAGGUCUAGAGUAUGAGCAUAAUCUUCGAAUAGCGAUCGCGCAACUCCAAGAAUGGAGAACAAUGGGAAUUGGAGACCUAAAGAGCGGCGAAAAAUACGAACAAGAGAAGGCCCAGAGGGCCCAAAGGGCUGUGCCACAGGGAGCAUUUGACCGAUUUGCCAGUGCGCGACCUAAACCACAGCAGCCCGAAGGUCCUUCCGCCGCCGCUCAGUUAACCAUGCCCGAGCUUCCCCUACGACUACAAAGGAAGUUAGCUCCGGUCGAUCCCCCUCCCGUUCUAAAUGAUUUUGAUAAAGCAUUUGCCAGCGGCAAUCUUAAUGGAACGAUGACACCCCAACCAGCGAAAUCGAAAUUUGUCGUACCUCCGAUUAAUGGCCUUGCUCCAUGGAAGCUGGAGAACGACAAGGCGCCAGAUAUCCAUCUCUUAACAAAGGAGGAAGUGGAAUUAUGUAACAUACUGCACCUACAACCGAAACCAUAUCUUGUUAUCAAAGAGCAUUUGCUCAAAGAAGCAAUGAAGCAAGGAGGAAGUUUGAAGAAAAAGGAUGCCAGGAACAUGUGCAAGAUUGAUGUCGCAAAAUCCAGCCGAAUUUUCGAUUUCAUGGUCCACAGUGGUUGGAUCUCAAAGGCGUAAUGGUCUAGGAUCCUUGGAGAUUCACUUACCGCGAGGUAUUCAGCUUGUCAACCAAAUUUAUAUAAUGACAGAAAUAUGAUAAUGAAGGCUCUGUUGUGCUGGUUUGCUCUGAGUUUGCAGUUUCCUACGUUAUACAGGUCAGCUUUCUUGAGUUUUUUCCCUUCUCUCCGUCCGAGUGGAGUCUCGCUUUAGGAAGGGUUAGUACGUGGCGAAGGUGGCGUUAAUCGAAGCUUCAUUAAUAGAAAGAGGGCUAGUCGUAUUGCCUUUUGUCGGUGUCUUCGCAUAUUUGGAUUCCGUGUGAUGCCUCAUGAUGCGGUGUCCUACUUUGUUAUUACUA
This is a messenger RNA of Coccidioides posadasii C735 delta SOWgp, 2091 nucleotides long. It is a transcript of the gene ADA2, whose product is annotated as Transcriptional adapter ada2. Gene Ontology annotation, molecular function: protein binding; chromatin binding; transcription coactivator activity. The record is from RefSeq and is a predicted model, not a curated record. Gene Ontology annotation, cellular component: SAGA-type complex; nucleus. NCBI's taxonomy places the organism in Eukaryota, Fungi, Ascomycota, Eurotiomycetes, Onygenales, Onygenaceae. Gene Ontology annotation, biological process: chromatin remodeling; regulation of transcription by RNA polymerase II.